GCGGGGCCAAUCACCAGAAAGCCCCGCCGGGCUCGCGUAGGCUGCGCGAUCGCGGUGGGAGGGGCGCGGCACGGCGUCCGGAGCCGUCGCCGUACCUGUCUGCCCGCCUGCUUGCCCGCCAAUCCCUCCCGCAGCCCAGCCCGCCUGCUGGGCAGGGCCGGCUCGGCCCGACCAUGGAGUCUUACGACAUCAUUGCCAACCAGCCCGUGGUCAUCGACAACGGUUCAGGGGUGAUCAAGGCUGGCUUUGCAGGAGACCAGAUUCCCAAAUACUGUUUCCCAAACUAUGUUGGGCGGCCUAAACACAUGCGAGUGAUGGCUGGAGCCCUGGAGGGGGACCUCUUCAUCGGACCAAAAGCAGAGGAGCACCGGGGGCUGCUGACCAUCCGCUACCCCAUGGAGCACGGCAUGGUGCGGGACUGGAACGACAUGGAGCGCAUCUGGCAGUACGUCUACUCCAAGGAUCAGCUGCAGACCUUCUCCGAGGAGCAUCCUGUUCUCCUAACGGAGGCCCCACUCAACCCAAGUAAGAACCGGGAGAAGGCCGCAGAGGUGUUCUUUGAGACCUUCAAUGUGCCAGCCCUGUUUAUCUCCAUGCAGGCCGUGCUCAGCCUGUACGCAACAGGACGCACAACAGGAGUGGUUUUAGACUCGGGGGAUGGGGUCACUCAUGCUGUCCCCAUCUAUGAGGGCUUUGCCAUGCCACACUCCAUCAUGCGGGUGGACAUUGCCGGCCGUGACGUCUCCCGCUAUCUCCGGCUCCUGCUGCGCAAGGAAGGGGCUGACUUUCACACCUCAGCAGAGUUUGAAGUUGUCCGGACCAUCAAAGAGCGAGCCUGCUACCUGUCCGUCAACCCACAGAAAGACGAGGCUCUGGAGACGGAGAAGGUGCAGUACACCUUGCCUGAUGGCAGCCUGCUCGACGUGGGGCCUGCACGAUUCCGAGCCCCUGAGCUGCUGUUCCAGCCUGACCUGGUCGGGGAUGAGAGCGAAGGGCUCCACGAGGUGUUGGCCUUUGCCAUCCACAAGUCAGACAUGGACCUUCGGCGGACGCUGUUUGCCAACAUUGUGCUCUCAGGGGGCUCAACGCUUUUUAAAGGCUUCGGUGACCGAUUACUAAGUGAAGUGAAGAAGCUUGCCCCAAAGGAUGUCAAAAUCAAGAUCUCAGCUCCUCAGGAACGGCUGUACUCCACGUGGAUUGGUGGCUCCAUCCUGGCCUCGCUGGACACUUUUAAGAAGAUGUGGGUAUCCAAAAAGGAGUAUGAAGAGGAUGGCUUCCGUGCUAUUCACCGCAAAACCUUCUAGUGCCCAGGGAGGGUGGUGGGUGUUGGGAGAAGGGGAGGAAAGGGGAGCCAGAGUCCUUAACCCUUUUUUGGUCUGGGCUCACAUUCUAGCCUAGGGUCCCCUGCAUGCCCUGAACCCCCAGGCAGGGUGCAACAGUACUCCCCUGCAGCCCUCCCCUCUGUGUGCUCACACACACACACACACACAGAGGCAUUAGCUGCAUGGACAGGAGUUUGAGCUGGAGCAUAGGAAUUGAGAAGCCCAGCGUUGAGUGGUUCUAGGUGUCUCCCUUUGGCAUGACCACUUAGGCCUGUGGUUUCUAACUCCAACUCUCAGGGCUGCUUCCCCGAACUCCCAGGGCCAGAGUGCCUGGAUGCCUGUGUAACUAGCCUUGAAUGGGGUGGAGGAGGGGGUGGCCAGAAGCUCCCGCUGGUGCAUCAUCGAGUCCCAUGCCACCUCCUCUGUCUGACCUGACAGGACAGCCCAGACCCUCUCACACUCUGUCCUCCCAUCUUCCUGGACAGAUUCCCUGGAGUAGGGCUGAGUACUGGGCAGUCUUCCAUCCCCAGUGAGGGUGUGUGGCCCAGGGUAAGACCCUUCAGAGCCAAGGUAGAGGGUGCGCAGUGGCCACAGUUUGUCUCACUCUUCAAAGCACUUCACUGACUUUUUGCUCCCUCUCUGUGACACCCCCGGAACCUGAAUGGGAAAGGGUUAAUGGUUUUCACUUGUUGAGGGGAGCCAUUGAUCAGAAGUCAUAUCUAAGUGGGGAGGUGUAUUUCCUUCUCACAUCCCCCAAGAAAGAGGUCUUCACUGUGGCCACAGCCCCACCUCCCUCUCUUAGAUAUGUACAAUAAUUUAACACAGUUGCCUGAAAAAAACCUUUUUUUUGUAAAUCAUUAUAGUAAUAGUUACAGACAAGGCACAGUGUGUGGCUCUGUU
Molecule: messenger RNA, 2222 nt
Organism: Cynocephalus volans (Philippine flying lemur)
Lineage: Eukaryota; Metazoa; Chordata; Mammalia; Dermoptera; Cynocephalidae
Gene: ACTR1B
Product: actin related protein 1B
Exons: 11
Coding region: 174-1304 (376 amino acids)
Source: RefSeq, a predicted model, not a curated record